Pristis pectinata (smalltooth sawfish) is the source of this 2947-nucleotide messenger RNA. Its product is annotated as lysophosphatidic acid receptor 6-like. The transcript has a single exon. Gene Ontology annotation, molecular function: lysophosphatidic acid receptor activity. The coding region runs from base 1408 to 2433 and encodes 341 amino acids. Gene Ontology annotation, biological process: positive regulation of Rho protein signal transduction; phospholipase C-activating G protein-coupled receptor signaling pathway. Lineage: Eukaryota; Metazoa; Chordata; Chondrichthyes; Rhinopristiformes; Pristidae. The record is from RefSeq and is a predicted model, not a curated record. Gene Ontology annotation, cellular component: membrane.
ACACUUUUGGUUUUUAUUUCUGCUACUUUCACGUUCACCACUUCCAAAAUUUUGUGUUUUUAUUUCAGAUUUCCAGCAUCUGCAGUUUAUUUUCUUUUUGAUUACUGUGUAAAAAGGAAGGAAUAAACCAAGUAAUUACAAGCCACUUAGCUUUACUCCAGUGGUAGACAAAUUACUGGAAUCUAUUUUAUGAGACAGCAUAAACUUCAUUUUAAAAAGGCACAGAUUAAUCAGGAACAGUCGGCAUGGAUUCCUGAAGGAAUGGCCGUGUUUGACUAAUGAUGGAUUUUAUUUUAAGGAAGUAAUAAAGAUGACGGCAAUGUUUUUGACGCAGUCUACAUGGACUUUGGAUGCAUAUUGUAAGUAGACAAGUUUAAAGUCCAAAACAAUACUAGAAUGUAAAUUCAUUAUAAAGUGUGAAUGUAUGAUAAGGCGAGUAAGAAUGUAUGCGAGUUUAACAAUAGUCAUGUAUGUCCUUCAAGAGAAAUAAUCUUAAAUACUUCAAGAUUUAAGAGGUAAAAGGUCGCUCUUGAUUCAGAUUCCAGUCUGAACAAGGUUCUUCAAACGCUGCUAGUGGACUUCAUCGUAUCAAGACUCACACUUCUGUAAACAAUUUUUCAGCAUUUAAGUAGUUAACAGAUCAGAAAUCCUGUACUGUUAAAUCUUUACGAGCCUGGGAGGUAUUUGGUAUGCUCAGCAAAUAAAAAGGGUUCAGCCUAUUCUUUGUCCAAUUCCGACCAUCUUCGUCUGACAUCAUCCUAUUUGCAUGCUUAAUACGUUUUGUGCAGCCAAUGAAAUUUGCAUUUGGGAGGAAAGCCAGCGAGGAACGAUUUUCACAAAGCUGUGACAUAUUAUCCGUAUUCAGUUAUUUCGUGCGAGCACUGUAGGGAGUUGAAAAGCCUGUUCCACAGCCAGCAGCAAGGUAGGCUCGCUUCGUGCUCAGAACCUUUGUUGCACAAGUCUGACGAUUUUCAUUAGCUCCGGCAUAAUAUUCAAGCAAGCUGCCGAGCAACGAUGUCAUUGAACCUACUGAGCUACUCGGCAAACCAGGAUUCAUCUUUGUUCUACCUGAACAGUCAUCCGAUUUUUCAGAACGGGAUUUCUUUUGUGUAACUGUAUAACCCAGGAUAGUACAACAGUGCUCAUUUUCCCCCAAAGAUUUUGAACCCGGACUGUUUAGCAGAAACUGGUAACCAAGUAUUACGGGGACUCGAAUGAACCCAAUACUGAAUGGAUAACCGAGAGGCCACUCCGUACAUUGAAACACAAGCUCGUCGUAAACCAGGAAAAUAAGCAAUUUCACAGCACGAAUGUGUUCGCCGACGUAACUCAGCUGUAGAAUUCACUCGGGGCAAAAUCUCCAAAGUGAUCCGAAAGAGUCCAAUUUUCGCAGGAUCAGUAUUCACCAUGGUAGCCUCCAACACCACUCUUUGUAAGCCUGAUGAUUCCUUUAAGUAUACAUUGUACAGCAGCGUAUACAUCCUGGUAUUCGUCGUCGGCCUCGUGUCAAACUGUGUCGCCCUGUAUGUUUUGAGGUGUUCCUUAAAAUUAAGGAACGAAACCAUAACAUACAUGACAAACCUUGCCGUGUCAGACCUGCUGUUUGUCUUCACGCUGCCAUUUCGGAUUUUCUACUAUGCGACCAGGGACUGGCCUUUUGGGGAUUUGUUGUGCAAGGUUUCGGGGACGCUGUUUCUCACCAACAUGUACGGGAGUAUCCUGUUCCUGACCUGCAUCAGCGCCGAUCGUUUUCUGGCUAUCGUUCACCCUUUUAAAUCGAGAAUGCUGAGAACGAAGAGAAAUGCGAUCAUUGUGUGCAUUGCUGUGUGGCUGACUGUGCUGGCAGGAAGUGUUCCGGCGACUUUCUUGCGAACGACCAGUGAGAAGGCCAAUCAGACGAAAACCUGCUUUGAAAACUUUUCCAACGAGAUCUGGAAGAACUUCUUGUCAAAGAUUGUAAUAUUCAUCGAGAUAGUCGGUUUUGUAAUCCCGCUGCUGCUAAACCUGUUCUGCUUUUCAAUGGUGUUGAGGACUUUACGCCAGCCCAUUACUCUUUCCCGCAGUAAAUUCAACAAGAAGAAAGUCCUCCGAAUGAUUGUUGUCCAUUUCCUAAUUUUUCUCUGCUGCUUUGUGCCGUACAAUAUAACGCUAGUGAUGUAUUCGCUGGUGAGGACUGGAGCAGUGAGAAAUUGCUCGGUGGUAACUACAGUCAAAACAAUGUAUCCCAUCACACUAUGCUUUGCUGUCUCUAACUGCUGCUUUGACCCCAUCGUUUAUUACUUUACUUCAGAAACCUUUCAGAAUUCAAUCAAGAGGAAGUCGAAGUCGCUAAGGUUCGACUCGGAUUUGGAGACCUUGCACACUGCGGGCUUCCUCACCAAUAAUCUGCGGACAUUAAAAUCUAAAACGCUCAGUUUAGAUUCGACUGUUUAGUUACCAAUUACACAUUUGGAGAUCUUAUCACAUUUUAUGCAAACAGAAUUAAUUUUUUUUACGAGAACAUGACCUACUAUACUUGAAAACUACAGCACUAAUUAUCACCACCGCCAGUGGGGUGUGGCUAAUGGUUCGCUAAUACGGUUUUCAGUCCGUGUAUAUGAUUAAAGCUAAUGGUUUAUGUCGCCCUCCCAGGGAAAUUGGCAGGGGAGAGUGUAAAAGGAAUGACUUCCGAUUCAGUGAUGUAAUUAUCUACACAUAUAUAUUCUUUCAAUGUUCACAUUUAACUCAGUAAAGACCAGGUGAAUGACAAGCCUUAAAAUAAAUACCAGAGGUACAAAGGAACCAUUGCCACAGACAAUUUAGAUCCAAAGUAUUGCUUUUACUGAGGGGACUCAUUUUUUAAAGAUUUCUCCAGUAAUGGAAUGGACAGGACAGUAAUUGUUAUUGAAAGGCAUAUUUUUAAACAUUUGUAUCUACGUAAAAAUAAAUUAAUGUUCUAACAUCUUAU